Messenger RNA from Danio aesculapii, 726 nucleotides. Its product is annotated as C-type lectin domain family 12 member B-like. The transcript has 4 exons. The record is from RefSeq and is a predicted model, not a curated record. NCBI's taxonomy places the organism in Eukaryota, Metazoa, Chordata, Actinopteri, Cypriniformes, Danionidae. The coding region runs from base 1 to 726 and encodes 241 amino acids.
AUGACAGAUGUUAUUUAUGAAGAAGUGGAGAUGAAUGACAUACACAGAGGAGAAAGUGUGGAGAUAAUGGUGGAUAUUUAUGAGAGCGCAGAUACUGUGAGAUGUCAUGAUCUGAAGACAAACACAGAGACACAGCAGCGGCGGCUUCAGCACACAGGAAGCAUCUCAGUGAAGAGCAGAAAGCAGAGAGCAGGUGAAGUGUGUUUGUGUUUGCUGUGUGCUCUUCUGCUGACGGCUGUAAUAGUGCUCAUCAUCCAGAGAAAACACUUACUGACGCACAUCACUGAACUCAAUGAAGAAAGAGAGCUGAUGCUGAAUCACAACAAUAACCUGACUGAAGAAAGAGAGCUGAUGCUGAAUCACAACAAUAACCUGACUGAAGAAAGAGAGCAGAUACUGAAUCACAUCACUAAUCUGACUAAAGAAAGAGAGCAGAUAAAAAAGAAGACUGAUGAACUCCAGCAUGGCUUUUAUACACAGGAUCAGCUUGCUGAGAACUAUAAGUGGCUUUACUACAGAUCCAGUUUCUAUUAUAUUUCAUCUGUGAAGAAGAGCUGGAGUGACAGCAGACGAGACUGUAAACAGAGACAAGCAGAUCUGGCCAUCAUAAAGAGCCCAGAGGAAAAGAAGUUUUUACAGAAGGCUGCAGCUUCAAGUUAUUUUUGGAUUGGCCUGACACAAACAGAUGGAGUGUGGAAAUGGAUUGAUGGCAGUUCAGAUUGGUGA